Molecule: messenger RNA, 2469 nt
Organism: Mycena indigotica
Lineage: Eukaryota; Fungi; Basidiomycota; Agaricomycetes; Agaricales; Mycenaceae
Product: Aspartic proteinase
Exons: 17
Coding region: 1-2469 (822 amino acids)
Biological process (GO): proteolysis
Molecular function (GO): aspartic-type endopeptidase activity
Source: RefSeq, a predicted model, not a curated record
AUGCUCGUCUUCACCCUGCUUCCCGCUGUCCUCCUCGCUCUUCGAGUCGCUGCAAGCCCCGUGUUGGUGCAAGACAACUUGAUCACUUUGCCCAUAUCACGUCGCUUCAACUUCACUGGUUCUGCGAACAUCGUCCAGGCUGACCUUGGUCGUAUCAAAUCGAUCAGGACAGGCAAGGCAGCUGGUGCUCAAGCUCGGGCUGUUAUUUCGGAGCCCAUAUCCAAUCAGGUCGUCACUUACAUCGCGUCUGUUGGUGUUGGUAGCCCAGCUACAACUUACGACCUCAUCGUUGACACGGGCAGCUCGAAUACCUGGAUCGGAGCCGGAACAUCAUACGUCCGCACCCCCACCUCAACCCAGACAAUCAACACGGUUUCUGUCUCCUAUGGCAGCGGUAGUUUCUCUGGCACAGAAUAUACCGAUACAGUGACACUUGCCCCCGGAUUGGUCAUCCCUAACCAAUCCAUCGGUGUUGCUUCUCGUUCUUCUGGCUUUUCGGGCACCGAUGGGAUUCUCGGCCUCGGACCCGUCGCGCUGACAGUUGGAACCCUCACCAAUGCUCGAACCCAAAGCGUCCCCACGGUCACGGACAACUUGUUCACCCAGGGUACCAUCAACGCCAACUCUAUUGGCAUCUCGUUCCAGCCCACGACUUCGUUGGAAGUCACCAACGGCGAAAUAACUUUCGGCGGUACCGAUCCUUCGCGCUUUACUGGCUCGAUCACUUUCACCCCUAUCACGAGCACCUCCCCUGCGAGCCUGUACUGGGGAAUUAACCAAAGCAUCACCUAUGGUGGGACGACGAUCCUGUCUAGCACCGCCGGCAUUGUUGAUACUGGAACCACCCUCAUCUAUAUCGCCACAAACGCCUUCACCGCCUACCAGCGCGCGACUGGUGCCGUUGCGGACAACAACACUGGCCUGCUCCGCCUCACUUCUUCACAGUUUGCUGCUUUGAAGAACCUCAACUUUGUCAUUGGUGGCACCACCUUUGCUCUGACCCCCAACGCGCAAAUCUGGCCACGGCAAGUGCAGAUUUCACUUGAUCGAAGCAACGCUAAGCCCUAUUUAGCUCCCUUAACACUGCCAUUGGUGGCUCGGCCAGCAGCAUCUACCUCAUUGUCGCCGACUGGGGUACUCCCUCAGGCCAGGGUUUGGACUUCAUCAAUGGCUAUGCCUUCCUCGAGCGCUUCUACUCUGUCUACGACACUGCCAACAAGCGCGUCGGUAUUGCGACCACUCCCUUCACCACCGCGACCACAAACUGAGUUAUACCCUGAGGGAUUCGAGUCUUGGGAUGUAUUUUAUACUGUUUUUGUGCUGCCGUUGGGACAAGGCCUCCCGACUCGCAGCUUCUACCCACCAGCGAGGUCAAUCGUAUUGUCUGCGUUAGGCAGUUUCGAAUACAUUACCUCUGCCGAUCUACCCAUCCGCCUUGACGACGACCCUCCAAAGCUCAAACCAGUCGAGCUUGUUUUCCCUCCCCAACCGCCUCCACGUCGCUCUAAACUUGCGCGUUUCCUCCUCCGACUUGUUACACGACGGCCACGUAGCAGCCCGUCAUAUCAAGUGUCAAUCAGCCCGCUAGACAGUGGCAAAGCAUCCAGUCAAACCCCGACACAAUCGUCCGCUCCGGUGGUCUACAUUCGCGUAGAACCUCGCGAGCUCACUGAUUCCACUACAUCCUCCCUCCUCGAAACACCCACAGAGACCCGGAUCAUCGACAAAUUCCCUCUUCCGCCUUCUGUGCAUUUCUCGACAGAAGAUAAGGAGAACCAACCCUUCCACCCAUACCAACACCUCCAACCGUUAUCUGACCGAUCUGCAUCGGCAGCGACACCCCUUUCUCCCUCGACCAAUCUUCCUCCGAACUUGGUCCCGUUUCCCUCCUACAGCAACAGCAACGACAGUUCGACGAAUUAUCAACACCAACAACCACGAUUUACAAUGGAUUACACCGGAAAGCAAGGCGCAGAAGUAAUCGACUUCGGCGGUGAAGUCGACUACUCGAAUACUCAGUGGUUCCAAGACCGGCCCGCGAAGCAACCCUCCGCUCAAGCUAUGGGUGCACCGUAUGUCCCACCACCAGGGGUCAUAGAGCAGAACGAGUCUUUCGAAUUCGCGAUGAGUGCAGCGCCGAACGUGCUAUAUGCUCGCUAUAAACAAUACGGACAGCUUGGCGUUCUCGCCUGGUGUUCUGAGUUUGGGGAGCUUAUUGACCACCUGAAAGAACUCGGCUUUCAGGGGAAUAUGUUUGUCACGACACGAACGCAGGCGCUGCGGACGUGUGAAGAGAUUUUGAGGCUGAUGAAGCACAGUCUUGACCUCAAAAUGCAAAUUAUCAUCAUGUACUUGUCGUCGCAAGUCGCGCGGUUACGACGAUUUCUCGACGGCGAAAGGCAAUGGGACGACUACCCAGAGCCACAAUUUCCUGAUUACAAGAAGUACGUAAACGGGGAGUUUGCUUAA